This is a messenger RNA of Drosophila sechellia, 970 nucleotides long. It is a transcript of the gene GstO1, whose product is annotated as Glutathione S transferase O1. The record is from RefSeq and is a predicted model, not a curated record. Gene Ontology annotation, cellular component: cytoplasm. Lineage: Eukaryota; Metazoa; Arthropoda; Insecta; Diptera; Drosophilidae. Bases 82 to 846 code for a protein of 254 amino acids. Gene Ontology annotation, molecular function: glutathione transferase activity; glutathione dehydrogenase (ascorbate) activity. The transcript has 4 exons. Gene Ontology annotation, biological process: glutathione metabolic process.
ACUUUUACUGUCAAAUAUCGAAAAUUGUCAUAACGCGCAAAACAGGUUGUGUUUCUGUCCAAAAAGAAUUUAAUUGCCAAUAUGAGCAAUACUCAGCACUUAACUACUGGUUCGGCAAAGCCCAUUUUUCCGGAUGAUGGGAUCUUAAAGCUGUAUUCGAUGCGCUUUUGCCCCUAUGCACACCGUGUGCACCUGGUCCUGGAUGCCAAAAAGAUUACCUACCACGCUAUCUACAUCAAUCUUCGCGACAAACCCGAGUGGUUCUCCCUGGUGAGCAGCUCCACAAAGGUGCCGGCACUGGAGCUGGUCAACGAACCGGGAAAUCCUGUGCUGAUCGAGUCGCUCAUUAUUUGUGACUACCUGGACGAAAAAUAUCCGGAGGUGCCAUUGUAUCCCAAGGAUCUGCUUAAGAAGGCUCAGGAGAAGAUUUUAAUCGAACGUUUCGGACAGUUUAUCAAUGCUUUCUACCACCUGGUGCAGCACGACAAUCCCGAGCAGUUGGUUGACACCGAUCACUAUGCCGGAUUGGUCGUUUACGAAGAGGAACUGAAGCGACGUGGUACCAAAUUCUUUGGUGGCGACAGCCCAGGCAUGCUUGACUACAUGAUGUGGCCCUGGUGCGAGCGCUUUGACUCUCUGAAAUACACUUUUGAACAAAAAUUCGAAUUGAGUCCGAAACGUUUUCCCACUUUGAUUAAGUGGCGCGACUUGAUGAUCCAGGAUCGUGCUGUGAAGUGUUUCUAUCUGGAUGGAGAGACCCAUGCCAAAUACAUCAACUCUCGGCGAUCGGGCCAGGCCGAUUAUAAUAUGCUAUACAAUGAGGCCAAACGUGUCAAAUUGGGGUAGUCUACGGUAUGAUGGCGUUUGUACUUCAGCAUUGUACCUUUUGCAUUUAGAAUAACACAUGUACAUACUACGGCAGCAUUAUUGUGAUUGAAAAAUAAAUCUUUGCAUUUUCACUUUUAAAAUA